AUGCCGUACUUCAAGACUAGCGUGGAAUGGUACGACCAGUCGUCUCUUCUGCUCAAAGCUCGACCAACUUCAACACGCAUAUCCUCCAAAUACACCGUCCUAAAGCCCACAUCCUCGAAGAUAAAAAAGCGCCAACAAUAUGCUGCAAAGCAAGCCUCCAAGCCCGCAGGUACCACACGCACAUCAUCACCACCCCCGCAAUCGCAAAACCCCGAGGAAGUAACCGUAACCUUCACGCUCAAGACGUACGAUCCAGAAUCAGGAACAUGUCUACAAUACGAGACAAACAAGGGUGCAGAGGUUGGAAGGCUGAUUGGUAAUCUGGGCAGGCUGGGAAGACACAUGGCUGCGCUACCAGAAACCUUGGAAGAUAUUAGUGCGCCAACUGGAGCGGAGGGCGUGUCGACACCAAGACUCGAUGAGAGUGGAGACGUAAAGAUAGGUGGACUGCCGACGGAUCCGAAGGCUGGCGCAAGUACAGGCGGAAAGAAGAAAAAGAAGGGGAAGAAAUGA
Messenger RNA from Cucurbitaria berberidis CBS 394.84, 513 nucleotides. RefSeq lists its product as uncharacterized. The transcript has 2 exons. Lineage: Eukaryota; Fungi; Ascomycota; Dothideomycetes; Pleosporales; Cucurbitariaceae. Gene Ontology annotation, cellular component: signal recognition particle, endoplasmic reticulum targeting. The record is from RefSeq and is a predicted model, not a curated record. Gene Ontology annotation, biological process: SRP-dependent cotranslational protein targeting to membrane. The coding region runs from base 1 to 513 and encodes 170 amino acids.